GCCCGCAGCGUUUGUCCCUGCCCGGCUGCCGUCCGAGAAUGGCAGAACAACACAGAACUGUCAGAGACAACUUCUGCUUUCAUUGCUCUGCACUGAUUUGAAUAUAAAAACACCGCAGCUCGGUUGUUUCUGCCGCGGCAGUUAGAGACGGUUGACCGCACUCACUCACUCGCUCACUAACGGACGCCGCCGCUGUCCGACCGUUGGCGGCGGUGCUCCGGCGUUCGAACCGUGACCGUUGGCGGCGGUUGAGAAUCUGAAGACACAUAAACAAGAGAGGCAUCAGAACAGGACAGAAGAUUAUCUUUAGUUCCUGCAAACUGAUUUAUUGUUGGGAAUGAACAGAAGAAGAUGCCUUCACUGUCCUGUAGGAUGGAGAGUCUGAAGUGAUGGAGAACAGAGAGGAGGGCCCUGCAGAUGAGCGGGCCGCCACACCUCCAGAGCGAGGCCUGCUCCACAUCUGGCAGUCGGCAGGCCCCUCUGCACACCGCGGUCCAGAGAGAGUGCUCCUGUCUAGGCCUGUACUGCAGGCCGCCCUGGGAGAACACCAUGGACUCCUGCUCACACAGGGUGGUCUGGUGUAUUCAUUCGGUGAGCUGCUGUGGAGAGAUCUGAGCGUCCCGGUGUCGGCUCCGGUGCUGGAGGUCUCUCUCCUGGGGAGGAUGGUGGUCCGUGUGGCCGCCGGCGGCUUCCACUGCGGAGCGCUGAGUGAGCAGGGUAACGUCUACAUGUGGGGCGAGAACACCGCAGGACAGUGUGGGCUGAGUGAGAGGGGUACAACCGCAAACAUCACAGUUUCAGAGCCGUGCCCGGUCUCUGUGGUGGACAACGAUGUCGUUCCUCCAGCAGUGGUUAGGGUUGUGGAUCUGGCCUUGGGACGCGAGCACAGUCUGGCUCUGUCGGCCCAGAACGAGCUGUGGGCGUGGGGCAGCGGCUGCCAGCUUGGUCUGGUCACCAGCACUUUCCCCGUAUGGAGACCGCAGAAGGUGGAGCACUUGGCAGGCAGACACGUCAUUCAGGUGGCGUGUGGCGCCUACCACAGCCUGGCCCUGGUUCGCAGUCUGCCUCCACAGAACUACAAUACCCAGACUCCUUCUGAGAAGAGGGAGCGAGGCCACUCGGUGACAGAGAGGGAGGAGCUAUUUGCAGUCGAUGGCGGUCACUACUGUCCACUCGGAGUGGAGCUGACUGAAGCCAUGACAGGCGAGACCUCUCCCAGAAGAAGAGGCGCCAGACGAAGCCUCCAACCUGGGGGAAGGUCAGCUGGCAGCAGCCCUGGCUCUGCAGCCGGUUCAUGUCCGUUUUCUGAAGACGGGAAAGCGAACACUAAACAGAAGAACCUUCCAGUUGGCACCGACAGCGAUCCCCUGACUCAGACAGACGGCAGCCCCACGUCCCGCCCACUGUCGGGCUGGAGAUCCAAGAAGAACUCUGCAUUCCCCGAUGAAACGGAGCUUCAGAACCUCCUCCAGAAACUCUCCAGUCAUUCAUUGGAGAUGCGCCACACCUCCGGGCCUGGAGAUACCGACUCACUGAGCAGUUACACUUCAGAUGAGAGCUGUGUUUCCUCGACUCCUUCCACGGAUCUGUUGACUUCCAGUUACAAAGAAGAGUCGCUAAUUAAGAGUCAAAACAACAAUAACAGUGGAGUGGCCCUGCCGUACUCCUCCUCUCCAGUGUGUUUGGAAGACGUUCGGCUUUGUCUUGAAGCGGAGAACAAGGCGCUGCAGGGGCAGAAGAGCUCCAGUCUGACGAAUAUAAACCAGAAGGGGAUUGUAGCAGCAAACAGGAGACUCUCCCUGCCUGGAACACCCACCCGUGGUAGGAAUGGGUCUCCACGGCGACGGCGGCCUUGUGCGUGCAGGCCAUCUUCUGCUGGUUGGACCCCGGCUGCAGCACCGGAGGAGGCUGGAGACGGGCUGCCGUGUCUGGAGACAGAGGUGUGGAGCUGGGGCCGUGGGUCUGAGGGGCAACUGGGCCACGGAGAUCAGCUCGCCAGACUGCAGCCUCUGUGCAUCAAGCCUUUGACAGGCGAGGAGGUGAUCCAAGUCGCGGCGGGGUCACACCAUUCACUGGCUAUCACCGCUCACUGCCAGGUGUACUCGUGGGGCAGCAACAUGUGUGGGCAGCUCGGACACGUCAACAGUCCUGUCACUGUACCACAACAGGCGAAGCUGUCUGACGGCCUGCGGGUUUGGGAUUUGUCGGCUGGUCAGAGCCACUCCCUCCUCCUCGCUGAUGGAGACUGCGUCCAGCCGGUCCUGUUGUACUGCGGCCAGCAGCAAGAGUCGGUGUCAUCAGCGCAGAGCGAGAGGUCAACGCAGAGUCGAAAGUCCUGCCAGAGGUCACCCAACAGAGCAGAGAGUUACACCGUCAGACCCGCCCUGCUGCCCUUCUGCAUAGAGAUGGGUUACAUUAGCAGUGUGAGCAGCGGUGGUCAGAGCUGUGCGCUGUUGGCAGACCAGAACGUCAUGGGUUUUAUCUCCGCUAUCCACGAGCUGGCCUCCAGAGAGAGACAGUUCUACUGCUGGUUGAGCAGGGUCAGGAAGCUCCUCCUCACGCCGCUGCGAACCAGAGAGAGUGUGUCUCCGUCGUUAGGGGAGUCGUGCACUCACCUCUUCUUCUCUCUCUGCGAGAGUUUUGGUCGUCUGAGCGUCCUGAUCGGUCGACACUCCACGUCACUCAGCUACUUCCUGCAUGAUGUGCAGGGUCGCGAUGUCACUUCCCUUCCCCUGCUGACGCACACGGAGCACUUUGUGGACGUCUAUAAGGAGUAUUGCUCUUCAGUAGGUAACUUCCAGGUGAUGGGUGGAUUCCAAUCACUCCAUAAACUCUCACUUGAGUGUUUAGGCUCUCAGCAGACCACGCUCGCUCAGCUGUGCGUAUCAGACCAGUCUGUCAGUGGUGAUGUUGACCUGGUUUCGUUGUUGUACUGGCCUCUGCAGCAGCUCCACCAGUACAGCCGAGUGCUGCUCAAACUGGCCGCCUGUUACGAUGUGUUAACUACAGAGUAUCAGACCCUCCAUCAGGGCUGUACUCAGUACGAGUCGCUGUCUUUGUCCCUGCUGAGGAAGAAGAAGGAGGCUGAAACCACCUUCCUCUUCUGGAAGACUCAUUCUGGAAAAACUACUGAGGUCCUGCGUCUCCCACAGCGCCGUUUGGUGUGUGACUGCAGCAACAGGAGUCUGACUCUGCAGAACGCCGGCCGCUUCUCCAACCACUGGUUCAUGCUGUUCAAUGACGCACUGGUGCACACACAGGGUACCAUUCCCUCUCAGAGCCUCUUCUCCACACAUCACAUCUAUCCUCUGACCUGUCUGUGGGUGAAACCAGUUACUGAAGACAGCAGCGGACUCUAUGCCAUCAAAAUUACAUGUCCAGAGGAGAGUUUCACUCUGGUGGCAACGACUCCACAAGAGAAGAACAAGUGGCUCCGAUCUAUUAACCAGGCGUUGGAUCAGGUGCUGGGAGGUGGAGGCCAGGGGUCGUCGCCAGGGGUGACGGGAAUAUCUCGCACGGCCUCCUACCAGUUCACUGGAGAGGGACGCUUUAAAGACGCCCAGUACACCGGGGGGUGGCUGGCAGGACGAGUUCAUGGCAGAGGCACCAUGAAGUGGCCAGAUGGACGGACCUACAGCGGGAACUUUAAGAAUGGACUGGAGGAUGGCUAUGGAGAGUGUUUAAUCCCUAACAAAGUGCUGAAUAAGCCAGACAGCUACCAAGGACACUGGAGAGAUGGCAAGAUCCAUGGUUUCGGCAAGUACAAGUAUGCCAGUGGCGAGGUGUACGAGGGCUGUUUCAGUGACGGGCAGCGGCACGGUUACGGCAUGCUGAGCUCCGGUAAGCUGGCCAAGAAGUCCUCGAGUGUUUUCAUUGGCCACUGGGUCCAUGACAAGAAGACAGGAUACGGAGUAUACGAUGAUAUCACCAGAGGAGAGAAGUACAUGGGACUGUGGUUGGACGAGCAGCGGCACGGCAGCGCUGUGGUUGUCACCCAGUACGGUGUGUACUAUGAAGGGACCUUCAGAGACAACAAGAUGAGUGGGCCAGGUCUGUUGGUGUCAGAUGACGACACAGCUCUCCACGGGGAGUUUACUGACGACUGGAUUGUCAAUGGGAAGGGUGUUUUAUCCCUGGCUAACGGAGACUGCUUGGAGGGCAUGUUCAGUGGCGAGUGGACCGCGGGGCUGAAGGUGGUCGGGACGUACACCAAACCAGUCGUCGAUGAACCAGACAACAAGGAGAGAAACUGCCUGCUCAGGUUGGGUCAGUACGUGGUGCCUGCGGCUCAGAGGUGGCUGUGUGUGUUUGAUGAAUGUUGGAGUCGGCUGGGCUGUGACGGCGCUGGGAGAGGAGAGAGGACGACGGCCUGGGACAACAUCGCUGUUACUAUAACGACUGCACGGCGACACAGCCCGGACCUCAGCCGGUCUCAGACCAAAGUGUUGGAGUGUUUGGAGUUUAUUCCUCAGCACGGAGAACCGGUCAACACCGCGAACUACGACAACAUACGGAGAUACCUCAUCAAGGCGUGUGAGACUCCUCUCCACCCUCUGGGCUGGCUGGUGGAGACGUUGGUGACCGUCUACAGGAUGACUUACGUCGGUGUGGGAUCCAACCGCAGGCUGCUCAGGCAGGCCGUCCAGGAGGUUCAGGCCUACCUCACACAUUUCUACAGCAUUGUCCGGUUUCUGUUUCAGGGGUUACCAGAUGAUGGCGGCAUCAUCCCAGACCCUCCUGCCUCGCCAUCUAAAAGCAGACACAACUCUAACAGUGUAGAGCAAGGCAGUGUUUUGGUGGUGUGCUGCUCCUCUCUGCUCCUCCCUCUGCUGCUCCCUCGACUCUACCCUCCACUCUUUACCCUGUACUGCCUGCAGGAGGAGCAGGAGGAGGCCCAGUACUGGGACCGCAUCCUCAGACUCAACAAACAGCCCGACCAGUCCCUGCUCAGCUUCCUGGGAGUGAAGGAGAAGUUCUGGCCUGUUUGGAUGUCAAUUCUGGGAGAGAAAAAGCAGAUUGUGUCGAGCAGUAAAGACGCCUGCUUUGUUUCCGCUGUAGAGACGCUCCAACAAAUCAGCACCACCUUCACUCCGUCAGACAAACUCCUCGUCAUCCAGAAGACGUUUGACGAGUUGACCCAGGAAGUAAAACCUAUGCUGGACGACAACUUCCUGUGGUGCAUGGAUGACCUGCUCCCUCUCUUCCUCUUCGUGGUACUCAGGGCGCGGAUCAGGAACUUGGGAGCUGAGGUCAGUCUGAUAGAAGAUUUAAUGGAUCCCAACGUUCAGCACGGAGAGCUGGGACUGAUGUUCACCACACUGAAAGCCUGCUACAUCCAGAUCCAGCAGGAGUCCAUCACAUAGGAGCGGACAGGAAGACGACACAGUCACAAAAAUAAAAGAAGGUGGAAACAGCAAACGACUGCCAGGAGCUGCCAGAACAAACACCAGUCACACCAGCAGUACUCUUCUGGAGGAAACUGGGAAGCUGCACUGAGGCUGCACAGACAGAUGGCAGCAGGAGGGUAGAGCGUUACUCUUUCACCUUCUGUAACAAUAUUGUCUGACGCCUCGUUCUCUGUUGAUCCUUUUAGUUUGUUACAGCACGCCAAAGUUCUUUCUUUUGUUUUUAUAAGAAGGUAACACAUCGCCAUCUUCAGGCCAUUGUAGAAAACUGCAUCUCCUUAACAUUUGGUAGUACAGUAGAUAUAGUCAGUAAUUACAUCUGCUGACUUUUCAUUUCAAGUCCAGUAAUAUUCACCAAGCACAGAACGGUUCUCAUGACUUUACAGUAUUUCUUUAUUUUACAGUUCACACAGUGUACAGCGAGGGGUUUGAUCUGCUUUCUAUCAGGAGUCAAACACUCAAAGCAAAAGGGAACUGACGAAUCACGUUACUGGUUACAAUACUGAUGUGAAUAGUUAGUGGUCAAGGACUCCUCAAGGGAACUUUAAGGGUUUUAAAGUGUUCUCAACAGCAGAUUAAUCAAGGAAAUCUGCAAGCACAGAAAAUACACUAUUAAAAAUAUCAACAUUUAAUGAAAAAACUUGUAUGUAACAGUAUUGAUCAUGCAAACAUAAAUUAUGUACAAACCGUUUUUACUUUGCAUAUAAAUCAAAAUAUUCUCAAUUUCAGUCGCAUCCCUUAAACUAAUUUAGACACGUUUACAUGCAGGAGAAAUCGUUAAAAAACAUCACAUUAAACACUCCUGCAACCACGAAGCAGUUUGUCUCAGGUCUGAACUUCUUCAUAUUCAUAACUAACAUACAGCGAACUGACCACACGUCACUACAGAGGGAAAUGAUUUUGCACUUAAAACAAUUAGUGAGGGAACAAUUAGCCCAAACAUAAAGAAAACUUUCAUUCCCUGUGUUUAUUUUUCAUGCAGUGUUUGUUAUUCUGUUGAGUGUUUGUGUGUGAGAGGAGGAAGACUUUUAAUGUUGCACUGACGUCGUAGAAUCCAAGUUAUUGUACAAAAUAAAUAUUCCACAUUAUGUUUUCAGUCCUGUUUCGUGAGCAGGACGUGACAGAAACUCUCCACAGAUUUCAGUCAGUGCCUGAAUUAAACCAAUUCAGCUCAACUCUAACCACCACAACAACCGCCUAAACUAAACCACGCACCAGCCAAUCAGAGGCAGAGGAGUAAAAACAUGUGGUUUUACGGGUGUUUAGGGGUGCGUACGUAGACCCAACAGCAGGUGGAGGUGUUGGUACCCAGUGUUGGUACGUGGCCCAUUUCAGGCACUGAUUUCAGUCAAAUGUGGAGGAAGUUUGGCCAUGAACAAAAGAGUGCAGUCUUUAAUUUUUAAAGGAUUAAUUCACAUUGCAAAACUACUUUCUUCUAGGAACUAAUGCACUUAAAUUAAUAUAUACCAGGAAAGUCUAUCACUGUGUGUGUUUUUAAUUCAUAAAUGUUUUAAUUUUAUAGCUGAUGAUUGAUUUGAAUACAUCUGUAUGUGUAAUACAUGGUCAGAUGCAGAGAUCUUUAAGGGAAUCAAAGUAAUUGUUUUUAAUAUCUAGUAAUAUAUUUUAAAACUUUCUUUGUUCUGGCAAAAGAGAAAGUUUAUGAUCACAUGAAACUCAGUCCAGAGAUUAUUAUUUAACAACACAAUCUUCAGAUCCCUUUUAAAUUAACUAUAUUACUUAAUUUAUUAAUAGAAUGUCAUUUAAAUUAUUUAUCAGAGAUAUAUAUUAAAAGUAUAAAUCAUUCGUCUUUUAUCAGAGAAUUUCCCUUAAACGCAGUCUGGAUUUUAAUUAAAACGAGGUUCAGUCCACCAGCAAUGACUGUUGAUAAAAUAAUCCACAGUAAUAAUAAAGGAAGCAUUUAUUAUAAAAAUGUGCUGCUGUCAUCACGUUACUGACUAUUAAUGAGCUUGUUUUUAUGUUGUCAGGAAUAAAACCAGCUACAAAAGACUCAGAUUGAACUGCAGAAUGCAACAAAUGCACUUCACAAAAACAGAAAAGUAUCUUGUUGAAUUAGAAAUCUGAUUGUUUUCUUUUCUGGUAAUUUCUGGGUUACUGAAAUGUGUUUGUACUGUAUUUAUUGUCAGUUUUUUGCACCAUAGAACCUGUAUCGAACAAUUAAAUGUUGUUUGUUGUUUGUGCUAUUAACACCACUGCAGUUUAGUGUAAUACAAAUUAAAGAAAAUAACGGUGGAUGGGACAAAAGCCUUCAGCCAACCUCUCUGGUCUUCAUUAAUAGCAGGUUAAAGGACAGUACAGAUGUUUUUCAUGUCUUAGCCCAAAUAUAAACAACUGAAUCCUUCAGUACUGCCAACCAUUUUUAAUCACAAACAGGAUCUGCUCGUAGAUUUCAGAUCAUCUCAGAAUAAGUCAAACUUUUGAGAUUUUAAAUCUGCACGAGAUCGAUCCAUCGCAGUCGAUACUCUUGCUGUAUUUAUUUUCUCAUUAGUGAUAUUGUAAUGCAGAUGUUAUUGCACUGAAAGGAACUAAAACCAAUCACUGAAAUGAUUUCUAAAAUGAGAAGUGAUAUAAAGCUCUUAUAAUUUCUACCAUUUGGGGUAAAACACGAUAUAAUCUAUUAAAAAAAAACUUAAUUUCUUGGAGGUUUCGGGCUUUGAGGCUUUAACCUGAAUUUAUGACCUGAGGUCCUUAUUUUUCUAACUAAGUAUAUUUUUGUUACUUCAUACAUUCAUAGGGAGAUGAUCAGGGGAACUGACUGCAGAGUGUUAAUUAGUUUUGAUGGAUAAAUGAUGAAGAUAGGAAAUUAAAAAUGUUUACUAGAAAACAAAGGGCAAUAAAUUUGGUUUAAUUCUG
Molecule: messenger RNA, 8276 nt
Organism: Morone saxatilis (striped sea-bass)
Lineage: Eukaryota; Metazoa; Chordata; Actinopteri; Moronidae
Product: alsin-like
Exons: 41
Coding region: 390-5363 (1657 amino acids)
Molecular function (GO): guanyl-nucleotide exchange factor activity
Source: RefSeq, a predicted model, not a curated record